Molecule: messenger RNA, 1027 nt
Organism: Camellia sinensis
Lineage: Eukaryota; Viridiplantae; Streptophyta; Magnoliopsida; Ericales; Theaceae
Source: RefSeq, a predicted model, not a curated record
CACACGUAACUUAACAUUUAGGUGUGUAAACCUUUAUAGAAGAGCACCUUGUCACUUUUGUUUAUAUCAUUUUGUUUUAAUAUAAAUUUGGAGAGACACUCCAAAUUAAACUUCAACCGUUAAAAAAUAAAAGGACCAAUGUCAAUGACAAGAAUCCUGUGCUCCACUUCAUAUUUUAAAAACAGUUCACAUUUAAAACUUCUCUACUCUCCACUAUCAUCAAUUCUAUAUAAAGAGCUUUCCCACCAACUAUCAAAUUCCAAGCCAAAAACCUUUUGUCAAAAGAUCAAAUUCAGUGACAACAACAAGAGAGAGCUUCGUUCAAAGUUUCAAUUUCCUUCUACAAUGCAGCAUGUUAGAAGAUCGUCGUCGACGUCGUCAUUGGGGUCGAUGCAGACUUCAUCAAUGAGAACUUCUCAAGUUCUUGCAUUCCAUUCCCCAUCAAAAUGGAAAACCCAUUUUGAAGCCUCCAAAGCAACUUCCAAACUGAUGGUUAUUUACUUCACUGCCUCAUGGUGUGUGCCUUGUCGCUUCAUGGAACCAGCCAUUGAUGAGUUUGCUGCUAAAUACACAGAAGUUGAGUUCAUCAAGAUAGAUGUGGAUGAGUUAAUGGAUGUGUCUCAAGAAUAUGGGGUGCAGGCAAUGCCGACAUUCAUAUUAAUAAAGAAAGGGAGAGUAGUUGACAAGGUUACAGGAGUCAGAAAGGAAGAGCUUCAGAAUAAGAUUGAGAAAAACAGGGCUUACCAUUAUUGUUCUUAAAAAAUUGUAACAAUCAUCUUCACCUUCAUCUACAUUCUACAAGAAUCAUGAUGAUACUCGCUAGCUACACGUGGCAUGAUUGGAGCAGAAUAAGAAAUGAUCAUAAUACAUAUAUGAUCAUCGUCAAUUUAGACUAAACUGGAUGUAUCAAAUCUAGAAAUAAAGAUUGUAUUGCUUUGUUUUGUUAAGAUUGAUUCAUGUAGCCUCCCCUCUCUAGAUGAGAAUUUUCGAAUAAAAAUUAGUUUGGUUUUGGUUGUUUUUAAACCUA